AUAUUUCUAAAUUUAAAAAAUAAAAUUUUAAAAAACACAGUAGAAUAUUCAAAUUAGAAAAAGAGGAAAGUAGACUGUGGUUCAUACCUCUUUUUUAUGAGAAUAAAACUUAAAAAACUCGGCCAAAAUCCUUGUCCCAUUUUCACUCACUGGAUUCCAAUACCACUUUUCUUCUCUUUUCUCUCCUCUCCCACUCUGAUCAGAUCAUUUCCCACUGUUUAUUUUCCUCCUUAAUUUCUAUACAGUUUUCAGUUUCUUCCUCAUGCUCUUCCGGUAACUGUACUUAACCUUUCCAGCUUUCCUAGCAACCAAUAAAAAAUAGAUUAAUUAAGAGCAACGAAUGGCAGCUGUAAAAUCUGGUACUUCUUCUCCAGCCAAAACUCAAGCAUGGUUUUGCACUACUGGUUUACCAAGCGAUGUUAUUGUACAAGUCGACGACAUGACCUUCCAUCUUCACAAGUUUCCAUUAAUGUCAAAGAGCAAGAAGCUUCAUGACCUCAUAAAAGAGCAAGAAACAAAAAAUAUCCAAAAAGUAAAACAAGUUCCAGAAAACGACAACGUUUAUGAAGUUAAUACGAACUCUGAAGAUGAUGAAGAAUUAGUUGAGCAACAACACUGCCACGUGUCUUAUGAUAAUUUUCCCGGCGGCUCUGAAACAUUUGAAACUGCUGCCAAAUUCUGUUACGGCGUUAAAAUCGAUUUAUCCGCCGGAAAAGUGGGCCCACUACGAUGUGCCGCCGAAGUUUUAGAAAUGACGGAGGAAUAUUGUGAAGAUAACCUCAUUUCCAAAACCGAAAGAUUCCUCACAAAUUCCGUCCUCAAAAACAUCAAAGAUUCCGUCAAAGCGUUAAAAUCAUGUGAGAAAUUAACGCCUUUGGCGGAAAACCUAGGUAUUGUUGAAAGAUGCAUUGACGCUAUUUCCUCUAAAGCGUCGCUUUACGAUCCGUCGUUAUUCGGGUGGCCGGUUAACGAUGUCUCAGGAGGAGACACUAGAAAGAAGAAUGUGUCGAAAAUGAAAGACGCAUGGGUUGAAGAUCUUGCUCUACUUAAUUGGCAGUUCUUCAACCGAGUCAUCACGGCGAUGCGAGAAAAAGACAUUAAUCCUGAGGUUAUUGAGAGCUGUUUGAUUUACUAUGCAAAACGAUGUUUUCCAGGAAUCAGUCGUUCCAACCGGAAGCCAUCAUCCUCAUCAUCAUCAAUGAUGGCUUCUGAGGCGGAACAGAGGCAGUUGUUGGAGACGAUUAUUUCGAAUCUACCACCAGAAAAAAGCUAUAAAUCGCAAUCAGCGACAAGAUUUCUCUUCGGAUUACUUCGUACUGCUAAUAUCCUCAAUGCUUCAAAUGAAUGUAAAUCGGCACUCGAGCAAAAAAUUGGAGUCCAACUCGAACAAGCAACGCUAGAUGAUUUGUUGAUUCCUAGUUACUCUUAUUUAACAGAAACUCUGUAUGAUGUUGAUUGUGUUGAAAGAAUUUUAAGCUACUUUUUGUCCUACUAUGAUGGUAGUGAAAUUGAAGAUGGUGAUGAUCAACCAGUAGAAAAUAUCAGAUCUCCGAUGAUAAUGGUUGUCGGAAAACUUAUCGACGGUUACCUUUCAGAAAUCGCUUCGGAUGCUAAUUUGAAGUCGGAAAAGUUCAUUAAAUUGGCAUUGUCUCUUCCUGAAAAAGCUCGGUUAUACGACGAUGGCGUUUAUAGAGCUGUUGAUGUCUAUCUCAAGGCGCAUCCAUGGCUAUCAGAAGCAGAAAGAGAGAGAAUAAGUGGAGUAAUGGAUUGUCAAAAGCUAACACUAGAAGCAUGUACACACGCCGCACAAAAUGAGCGACUGCCUCUAAGAGCCGUUGUACAAGUCCUCUUCUUUGAGCAGCUACAACUCCGUCAUGCAAUUGCCGGAACUCUCCUAACAGGCGACAUUGCGCCGAGUGAGUCGGCACCACCAUCGGUGAGUGAGGAGGAGGAGGUUCUAGAAAGAGUCAAUAACAACACCACAAACAACACAUGGAGAGAAGCAAUAAAGGAGAAUCAGGUACUGCGCUUAGAUAUGGAUAGUAUGAGAACAAGAGUUCAUGAGUUAGAAAGAGAAUGCUCUACUAUGAAGAGAGUAAUACAGAAGAUUGAUAAAGUAGGUGGAGGUAAUACUUGGAGAAACACGAUUACACGUAAAUUUGGAUGCAAGUUUAAGACUCAAGUUUGUGAUUCUAAUGAAUCAACGGUAGUGGAGUCCAGAAAUGGAAGAACUAAGAUCAAGCAACGAUGAUUUUUUUUUUUUUAAAUUUAAUUUACUAGAAUCUUAAUUUAGUGCAUUUGUGUUGAACUUUGAUUUUUCUUUAUGAGUGUUUUCGGAGAAACUGUUGUUAUAUAAUAUCAGAACAGUACAUUAUUAAUUUAAAACUUUCAUAGAAGUACUUCAAAUAUUGUUAGAUUUCGUACAAUUUGAAUUUUUUCAAAGUAUGUGUAUAGUUGGAAAAAAAAAAUAUUUUUUCCAUUCCUUUGAGUUUUUGAGUUUGUUAUUAAAUGUUAUAUUUUUUAGGAAUAUUAUCAAUGGUACCCAUGUACUAUAGCAAAAUAAUAAUGGUACCCCAGUGUAUUUCAAUGGUAUCCCCGAGUAUAUGCUAAUUACAACCGUGACACUAUUAAUGAUUUUUACGUUAAA
Molecule: messenger RNA, 2647 nt
Organism: Amaranthus tricolor (Joseph's coat)
Lineage: Eukaryota; Viridiplantae; Streptophyta; Magnoliopsida; Caryophyllales; Amaranthaceae
Product: BTB/POZ domain-containing protein At5g66560
Exons: 3
Coding region: 341-2251 (636 amino acids)
Molecular function (GO): protein binding
Source: RefSeq, a predicted model, not a curated record